Pan troglodytes (chimpanzee) is the source of this 3404-nucleotide messenger RNA. RefSeq names its product integrator complex subunit 5 (gene INTS5). NCBI's taxonomy places the organism in Eukaryota, Metazoa, Chordata, Mammalia, Primates, Hominidae. The record is from RefSeq and is a predicted model, not a curated record. Gene Ontology annotation, biological process: snRNA 3'-end processing. Bases 176 to 3235 code for a protein of 1019 amino acids. The transcript is spliced from 2 exons. Gene Ontology annotation, cellular component: integrator complex.
GGGAUUAUGCUCUGGGACUCCGACAGGGUGCGGAACUAAUGUAAGAGGGUCGAGGACAUCGCCGGAUUAAUUUUCCUGCGAGGCCUGGUAGCUGGUUCCUUUCGCGUUUCCUGUCAGCGCGCAUGCGCCGCCUGCGCUCCGCCGCUCGCGCCUCGGGUUCGGCUCGGGCUCCGGGAUGUCCGCGCUGUGCGACCCUCCCGGGGCCCCAGGGCCACCUGGGCCUGCCCCGGCCACCCACGGUCCCGCGCCUCUCAGUGCUCAGGAACUGUCCCAGGAAAUCAAGGCUUUUCUGACUGGCGUAGACCCCAUUCUGGGCCACCAACUUUCAGCCCGGGAACAUGCUCGCUGUGGUCUUCUCCUGCUCCGUUCUUUGCCACCUGCUCGGGCUGCUGUGCUUGACCACUUGAGAGGUGUCUUUGAUGAGAGUGUCCGGGCCCACCUGGCUGCCCUGGAUGAAACCCCUGUGGCUGGUCCACCUCACCUCCGUCCACCUCCACCCUCCCAUGUCCCUGCUGGUGGACCUGGUCUAGAGGAUGUGGUUCAGGAAGUGCAGCAGGUGCUGUCUGAGUUUAUCCGGGCCAACCCAAAGGCCUGGGCACCUGUGAUUAGUGCAUGGUCCAUUGACCUCAUGGGGCAACUGAGCAGCACGUACUCAGGCCAGCACCAGCGUGUUCCCCACGCUACUGGCGCUCUUAAUGAACUGCUACAGCUGUGGAUGGGUUGUAGGGCCACGCGUACAUUAAUGGACAUCUAUGUGCAGUGCCUCUCGGCUCUCAUUGGUAGCUGCCCAGAUGCGUGUGUGGAUGCCUUGCUGGAUACCUCUGUUCAGCAUUCUCCACACUUUGACUGGGUUGUGGCACAUAUUGGCUCCUCUUUUCCUGGCACCAUCAUUUCCCGGGUUCUCUCCUGUGGCCUUAAGGACUUUUGUGUCCAUGGUGGGGCUGGAGGUGGAGCUGGCAGUAGUGGUGGAAGCUCUUCUCAGACCCCCUCUACAGACCCCUUCCCUGGAUCUCCUGCCAUUCCUGCGGAGAAACGGGUGCCCAAGAUUGCCUCAGUUGUAGGCAUCCUAGGUCACCUGGCCUCCCGCCACGGAGAUAGCAUCCGACGGGAGCUCCUGCGAAUGUUCCAUGAUAGCCUGGCAGGGGGAUCUGGAGGCCGCAGUGGGGACCCCUCCCUUCAGGCCACGGUUCCCUUCCUACUGCAGCUGGCAGUCAUGUCACCAGCUUUGCUGGGCACUGUCUCUGGAGAGCUUGUGGAUUGCCUCAAGCCCCCAGCUGUGCUGAGCCAGCUGCAGCAACACCUUCAAGGAUUCCCCCGAGAGGAGCUGGACAACAUGUUGAACCUGGCUGUGCACCUGGUGAGCCAGGCCUCUGGGGCAGGUGCCUACCGCUUGCUGCAGUUCCUGGUGGACACAGCUAUGCCUGCUUCGGUCAUUACCACCCAGGGCCUGGCUGUGCCAGACACCGUGCGUGAGGCUUGUGACCGGCUAAUCCAGCUGCUGCUGCUGCACCUGCAAAAACUGGUUCAUCACCGGGGAGGGUCUCCUGGGGAAGGGGUGCUAGGCCCGCCCCCACCUCCCCGCUCGGUGCCCUUUUUAGAUGCGCUCAAAAACCAUGUUGGAGAGCUGUGUGGAGAGACGUUACGAUUGGAACGGAAGCGCUUCCUCUGGCAGCACCAGCUCUUGGGCCUGCUGUCUGUCUAUACCCGGCCUAGCUGUGGACCUGAGGCCUUGGGCCAUCUGCUGAGCCGAGCCCGAAGCCCUGAAGAGUUGAGUUUGGCCACCCAGUUAUAUGCAGGGCUAGUGGUCAGCCUCUCUGGCCUCCUGCCCCUGGCUUUCCGAAGCUGUCUGGCUCGGGUGCAUGCAGGGACAUUACAGCCUCCCUUCACGGCCCGGUUCCUGCGCAACUUGGCACUGCUAGUAGGGUGGGAACAGCAGGGUGGCGAGGGCCCUGCAGCCCUAGGGGCGCACUUUGGGGAAUCUGCCUCAGCCCAUCUGUCUGACCUGGCUCCUCUCCUGCUACAUCCUGAGGAGGAAGUAGCUGAAGCUGCUGCCUCUCUCCUGGCCAUUUGUCCCUUUCCUUCUGAAGCCUUAUCCCCCUCCCAGCUCCUGGGACUGGUAAGGGCUGGGGUGCACCGCUUCUUUGCCUCUCUGAGGCUGCAUGGACCCCCAGGUGUGGCCUCAGCCUGUCAGCUUCUCACCCGCCUGUCUCAGACAUCCCCAGCUGGGCUCAAGGCUGUCCUGCAGCUGCUGGUUGAAGGAGCCUUACAUCGAGGCAACACAGAACUGUUUGGUGGGGAAGUAGAUGGGGACAAUGAGACUCUCUCAGUUGUUUCAGCUUCUUUGGCUUCUGCCUCCCUGUUGGACACUAACCGGAGGCACACUGCAGCUGUGCCAGGUCCUGGAGGGAUUUGGUCAGUUUUCCAUGCUGGAGUCAUCGGCCGUGGCUUAAAGCCACCCAAGUUUGUCCAGUCACGAAAUCAGCAGGAAGUGAUCUAUAACACCCAGAGCCUCCUCAGCCUCCUGGUUCACUGCUGCAGUGCCCCAGGGGGCACUGAAUGUGGGGAAUGCUGGGGGGCGCCCAUCUUGAGUCCAGAGGCAGCCAAAGCAGUGGCAGUGACCUUGGUGGAGAGUGUGUGUCCCGAUGCAGCUGGUGCAGAGCUGGCCUGGCCCCCCGAGGAACACGCCCGGGCCACCGUGGAGCGGGAUCUCCGCAUUGGCCGGCGCUUCCGCGAACAGCCCCUGCUCUUUGAGCUGUUAAAGCUGGUAGCAGCUGCACCCCCAGCCCUGUGCUACUGUUCCGUGCUGCUUCGGGGGCUGCUGGCCGCCCUCUUGGGCCAUUGGGAAGCCUCUCGCCACCCUGACACGACCCACUCCCCCUGGCACCUGGAGGCAUCCUGCACCUUAGUAGCUGUCAUGGCUGAGGGAAGCCUCCUGCCUCCGGCCCUGGGUAAUAUGCAUGAAGUAUUUAGCCAACUGGCACCUUUCGAGGUGCGUCUGCUGCUGCUCAGUGUCUGGGGUUUUCUCCGGGAGCAUGGGCCCUUGCCUCAGAAGUUCAUCUUCCAAUCAGAGCGGGGUCGCUUCAUUCGGGACUUCUCCAGGGAGGGUGGAGGUGAGGGUGGACCCCACCUGGCUGUGCUGCACAGUGUCCUCCACCGCAACAUCGACCGCCUAGGUCUUUUCUCUGGCCGUUUCCAGGCACCUUCACCGUCCACUCUCCUUCGACAGGGGACGUAGCCUUUUCUUGCUCUGGAAGCCCAGGGAGGUUGAGCAGUGAGAGAGGGAAGGGACUAACGUGCUACGGAAGGGUGGAGGUUUCUCUUCUAAGUCCUUGGUCUAAAGAGCGCUGUCACUUUUUUCUCUCCCACUUUUUUUUUUCUAAAUAAAAUUUGCCAACUUGAGAAAA